GGCGGAUGAUCCCAGCUUCCCUGGCUAUACGUUCGACCAAUUGAAGACCUUCACGAAGGCUCUAGCAUGCGGGAUGCGGGAGACUGAGGGCAAACAGGUUGUUCUAUAUGGCUUAUGGAACUACAACUUCUAUAUCGCGCUACUAGGAUCCUUGGGGGCUGGAGCAGUCUUUUACAACUCCCCGCCUCUCCACAUGGGCGGGUCGGUGUCUAGACUUGAAUCUCUCAAGCCCGAGUAUCUGUUCGUUGGCCCAGAAAGUCUGGAGGAUAUCCCCGAUAUUCUGUCACAGAUGGCUCAUCCCCCACAGCAUGUGUAUGUGGUGGAUACCUCCACACACAAGGGAGACGCCAAGUACAGAUAUGAGCAUUGGAGCUCUCUAUUCGAUUUCAACGAGGGGUUUUCGUGGCCGAAAAUAUGUGACCAACGUCUGAAGACCGCACCAGCAUUGGUCAUUAGUACAUCAGGGUCUACUGGCAGCCCAAAACUUGCAGAACGAACACAUUAUGGCCUCAUUGGGAACACAGAGCAGUUGAUCUAUCGCUAUAACCUGAAAAGGAGAGAGAAAGAACGCUGGCUCUGCAAUUUUGUUCCCUAUGGUGUCGGGUUCCUUUUGUACGGAAUUCUCGCUCCUCUCAAGGCCAGGUAUGGGACUAUUUUCAUGAGAGGGUUUUCCGUGGAAAGGUAUGCAAAGGCAGUUGAACAGUUGCGGCCCACAGCCUUGCAUUCACCGAAGCACAUCCUGCAAGAAUUGCUUGCUCACACGGAUGGCGCCGACUUCUCCAGUGUGACAAGCAUGCGAACUGGAGGUGCUUAUAUUCCAUACGCCAUGUGUGAUGCGUGGCAGAAGCUACAUGGGUCCACCUGUGAGGUUGUCUGUGGGAUGACCGAGGGCGGAAUUCAUUUUGCAUCUGAUCCAACCGUGCCGGAGACUGAUGAAACAAUCGGAGAACUUCUGCCCAACCUUGAAGCAAAAGUGGUUGAUAACAAAGGUAGGGUUCUGGCAAAAAAUGAGAUUGGGGAAAUAUAUAUCAAAAACCCCUUUUGCAUGAGGAGAUAUCGCAACAACCCAGAAGAAACGAAGGAAGUUUUCAGCGAUGAUGGAUGGAUCAAGACAGGUGACUUAGGGAAGGUGAAUGAAAAGAACAGAUGGUAUAUUUGCGGGCGAAAGAAGGACCUUUUCAAAGUGAACGGCGGACACGUCUCAGCAAUCCUGAUUGAACAGGCUAUUUCAGUCCAUCCGGAAAUCUCGGAAGUGGUGGUUGUCCCCGUCGUGCUUCCGAAUGAAGGCGAAUUCAUCCCACGUGCCUACAUCGUCACGGAGCAGAAUUCCUCGCUUACACCGGAUCUGUUCUUGGAGUGGAUGGAAAGGGAAGUACCCUCUGAAAUGCAUGCACGGGCUGGCGUGGAGUUCCUAGACGCUCUCCCCAUCUCUGUGGCUGGUAAAGUGGACCGUAACUCCCUCCGACGCAAAGCCAAUUCCGGACCGCAACGGGCUUGGUUGUCCGCAUUGUCUAGAAGCUGGGAGAACCCACAUUGCAAGCCUAGCCCGUUGCUGAUCAAAUAG
Molecule: messenger RNA, 1564 nt
Organism: Aspergillus pseudonomiae
Lineage: Eukaryota; Fungi; Ascomycota; Eurotiomycetes; Eurotiales; Aspergillaceae
Exons: 6
Coding region: 74-1564 (496 amino acids)
Molecular function (GO): CoA-ligase activity
Source: RefSeq, a predicted model, not a curated record